This is a messenger RNA of Oryza sativa Japonica Group (Japanese rice), 4068 nucleotides long. The record is from RefSeq and is a predicted model, not a curated record. NCBI's taxonomy places the organism in Eukaryota, Viridiplantae, Streptophyta, Magnoliopsida, Poales, Poaceae.
ACUACUGCUUAUCUGUCUCCAUGUUCGGCACUUUUUAUCCUUCCUGUACUGAUGCUUGAAAGUCGACGACUGUAGCCCAGCUCCAGAACGAAGUCAAUUUGGGGCUUUUCAGUUCCUCUCUCCAAAUCGGUCCAAUGUCUCUUCCCCCAGCCGCAAUCCCCUCUCGCUCAACCAUGGAUAUGCAACUAUUUUCUUGGUAGGAUUAUGCUCUAAAUUUUCUUGAAUCUAGAGGGUAAUAAUGGUUGUUAACGACCUGGUCUGAACGAGAAAAGAAGUAAUCCAGCAAGAUUCAACUAUUGAUGAAGGGUGUAUAGUAUAAUUUCGUCAAUAAUACUGAAGGGGAUAUUUUCUGUGUUCCUUUUCUGCUUGACCAUAUCUGUAUUCCGGAAGAUAUCUAUUGCCCUCUCAUUAAUGGAUGUCAAUAACAUAAGGGGAUCUCAUCAAGUACUAUUAAACAAUAAGGACAGAACAGGAUGAUAUUUACUGGCUAUGCAACUUUCUCCAUCUAAAUUCAUGGUGGAUUCAUUCAGCUAACUAAGCAUGACAGCAUCAGUAGUUUCCUCAGUUUUGCAGAGGCUUGGUGACCUUGUCAUCCAAGAAGCUACCUUUUUAAGUGAUGUUCCUCGACAAGUAUCAUCCAUGAAAGCAGAACUGAGCCAGAUGCAAUGCUUCUUAAAUGUUGUGGAUGCCAAAUGUUUGGAAGGAAACAGCAUGAUGAAAAAUCUGGCCAGUAAUAUUCAAGACGUGGCAUACCGGGUGGAAGAGGUUAUUGACAAUGCUCAUUUCAUUUUUAGGAGGAGAAAGACUUCUGUAUCAAAAUAUACUCACAUCUUUGGUGAUUCCAUUGACCUCCGUGAGGUUGGCAAAAACAUACAAGUUAUAAGAAAGGAAAUUAGUGAGAUUUUUGAGCGGUACAACAGAUACAACGCAGUUAAUUCUAGCACUUCAACGGAAGCACAGCCCAUUUUUAGGGAGGAUGAGGAUUUCUAUGCACAAAGGCUUGUGCCGCCGGGUUUGGAUCAAGGAAUGGAUAUAGUUGGAUUCGAUCAUGAAAUUGCACAAAUUAAGAGUUACUUGCUUGACCAAAAUAACAUGAAUCUAACUGUUAUAUCGAUUGUUGGUCAGGCAGGGGCUGGGAAGUCCACACUUGCAAAACUAGCUUAUAGUUCAGUCAUAACUGAAGGUUAUUUUCACAAAUAUGGUUGGGUAUCCAUUUCUCCAAAAUAUUCUGCCCUUGAAGUAUUAAGAGAUCUCGUGCGACAGAUAAGGGGCACUGGGAAGAUAAGCGAGCGAAAGAGCAUGCAUUUAAAUUUCUAUGGUGAGACAGAGGUUUCAAAACUUAUUUUUGAUUUUCUGAAGGAAGAGCGCUACCUUAUUGUUUUGGAUGACAUCUGGACAACAGAUACCUGGGACAAGAUCAAAUCAGUAUUUCCUGACAAAGGAAAUGGAAGUAGAAUAAUUCUGACUACCCGUGAUAUGGAAGUUGGACAACAUCCUAAAACUAAAGUGCAAAUUCAUACCCCUGACCUAUUAGACGAAGACAAGAGCUGGGAACUUUUCCAGAAGAAGGCAUUUCCACAUGAUGUGCAAUUCACAGAACUUGAGGUGGUGGGGAAAAAACUCUCCAAGAAAUGCAAUGGCUUGCCACUUGCUCUAGUGGUUUUAGGUUGCUUCCUUUCACGAAACCACAAUAUUCAUACAUGGGAGAAAAUGGUUGCUAGUGUAGACUGGGAAAUCAUGAAAAAGGAGGGCGAUGUUGGACGUAUAUUAGCUCUAAGUUAUCACAAUAUGUCAAAUAACCUUAAAGCUUGCUUCCUUUAUACUGCAUCCUUUCCCGAGGACUACCCUAUCACAGUUCAUGUUCUUAAAAAGAUGUGGAUUGCUGAGGGAUUUGUCCCAAAUAUAAGAGGAUAUACACAAGAAGAAGUUGCCUACAGAUAUGUAGAAGAGCUGGCACAGAGAUGUAUGAUCCAAAUUGAAGAAAGAAGUAAAAACAUUGGGUGGAUAAAGAAAAUAAAAGUUCAUGAUGUGUUGCGUGAGUGGGGAAUUGGACAAGCCAGGAAGGAAGGUUUCUUGAAAGUUUGCUCAAGCGGCACAGAUGUGGAGACUUAUUAUGCAGAUGAACAGAGGUGUUACCGUGUAGCAUUUCAUGGUUACUUUGAUAAUGAAGUGGGAAAAUCAGUUCUGAAUCUCCGUUCUGUGCUGGCCUUCAACCCUGAUGGCAAACGUCUGUUUUCUUUCAAUGGGUUGCAUUUGUUGAGGGUGCUUCAUUUUUGCAGUUCCUUAAAGACAUGUACCUUGCCUGAAGAAAUAAACAAAUUGGUACAUCUGAGAUACCUGGGUUUGGAAGGUAGUACUGUUUUCAUGUUCCCUUCUUAUAUGAAAGGUCUUAGAAACUUGCAAAUUCUUGAAGCAAGUACAGCUACUGUCAAGGCACUUCCAAGUUCCCUCUGGAGCAUCGCAGCACUAAAGCAUGUUCAUGUCUACCAAGUACUGCAUUGGAAAGCCCAGGAGAUUAGAACGAAACGAAGCUUGCAGACUCUUUAUGUAUUUUCCAUAAUGCAGUGUGAUGCUCUGACGUGGAAAAGAACAAUCAGGUCUCUGCAAAAAAUGAGCCAACAUGUUUCCUGGUGCUUAGGGAUAGCCUCUACUAAACGCGUGAAGGAAAAAGAGACCCAAGAACAUGAAGAAUACAAUUUAGAUAUAAGGGUAGAUGCCUUAGAAUCCAAAGUUGAUGGUUUAGAAUUGUCUGGAUGUUUUAAAGAGCGUCACGUUCUGAAUGAUGUGCUUCCACAUCAUAAUCUAUUCCCAAACUUUCUAUUGCAGCUCAAGAUAUCUUGUCCCAAUAUACUAAAUGAUGAUCCAAUGCCAAUUCUGGAGAGACUUCCACGUCUUGAAGUGCUUGAAAUUGUUAACUCAUCAUACACAGGAAAGAGAAUAACAUGUUCUUCCGAGGGAUUCCUUGCAUUACGCAGUUUGGUACUUAUGGAUAUUGGUUUGGAGGAGUGGAAUUUGCAGCAGGGAUCCAUGGCGUUUCUCGCUGUUUUGACUCUCAAGUGUACCAUGCUGAGGAGCAUCUCAAAUGUACUUCACCAGCUGGAUGAUUUGGUAGAGCUUCGCUUGAUUUGCAUGCCUCAGCUCUCUGUUGAUGAUCAUGAGCCAGCUAGGGGGAGGGGAUGCCGUGUCAUGAUUUCAGUUGACGAGGAACAAACUUCUGAUACUUGAAUUUAGGGUUUCCCAGCAAAAUAAUCUACGACGUCAUCUUAAACACAAAGACUUCCCGAUCUUUCAUUCUGGCCAUAUAGGCUGUUUGAUCAUUCAUAUACGCAAAAUAUAUUCAGCGGCCUUCAUAGAACUUCCAUCACUUGCAUUUGCAACCAGGUCUAUCUCUUUCUCUCCUGAUGUACUAUCUCCCACUCCUUCCUUUCCACACUUGGGAUGCCGCCUCCUGUUCCCCACAAAGCAUCAUACCAUUCCCACCCCUUUUGGUGAGGUCCAAGAUAUCGAGGCAGAACUGCAGCAGAAUUUCCAUCCACAAUCACCUUCUAACCAGACAGGACGAGUUUUAUUUCUUCCUCAAGUAAGCAGAGGAAUUCCAUUUUCUGUAAGUUUGUGAUAGGUUGUUUUUUUCUUGACCAGAGACCAAAGAGGCUAGCUUUUUGUAGAAAGCAGUAUAGUGUACAUAAUAGGAUGUGUUUAACUCAAUUGUAUAUAGUGUUUUAGUUCUGUAUCGAAAGAGUUCUUAUGCAUAGAAGAUGCCCCUUAAAAAAUACAUGCAAGAUAUGCCAUCCUGACCCACAUGUCAUUGACUCAUGUGGGUCCUACAUAUCAUUGAGAUACCGAUGGCAUAUCUCAAACUUUACAAAAUUAUAAUGGCAUGGUUCCAAAUUACCCAUACUAGGGAAAAUUGGAACUAUGCUAUAUCGGGGUGGGGCUUUCUAUCAAAAAAGCAAUUUCUCAACAGUCAGGUUUGUGUGAUCCAAAUUAUGGGUAUUUUUAAAGUUUCUAAAUGUAAAAGGAGCAGUUUAUGGAUUAUGGUUAGCAAUAUUAUGGAUUAUGCUUCUGCCA